CAUUUCUGCGAUACCGGAUUCGACCACCUUUUCCGACUCUUUGCCGCUGACUCGUGCUUCACCGCAGAUUUUUCUGAGGAAUUAUGCUGUGACGCUGGGUCGCCGCAACAAGGAGGAUUGAGAGUGAGGAAACCGAAACCUUCGUCCUCACGCCCUUCAUCUAGUCCUACUUCCAACGACCCGGCACGACGACGUGUGAUUAACCCCACUUGCUUUACGGAAGACAUCUUCAAAUCUUUAUCCCCAGAAGUCUGCUGCGAUCGGCGCUUGGACAUGAUCAAGCUCUUGAGGACCGAUGUCCCGAUGGCUAUGCCUGGACCACUGUGCCAUGACGUCUUGGGCGAGCCAGUGCAUCCAACCUUAGGUCGAAUGCUAGAGGAAGUGUGUCCAGAAGCUGCGGCACCCUAUAGAGUAGUCGCGAGACUACUGGUAGGAGGUGGCAGUGGUACGAUCACGACGAAGGGUGGACGUACAGACCACAACAACAAGGGAAAGGAUGUUGACUCCUCUUCUACCUCUACCGCAUUAUCAUCUACUUCACCCGGAACUGCCUCUGCUGCAAUGAUGCAUAUUAGGACCGACAUCAGCGAAGACCACGACAGUAGCACUUCUAAAGACGAAGAUCUUUUCUGGGUUAGGAACCGUCGUCUCAGUUGGGUGGAGGCAGUAAAACAUCGACAUCCCUUGUUCGGUCUAAGACUAGCGGAGCUAAAGCAAAAAGCGGCAGCAGAUCUAAAACGACUAGAGGAAACGGUGGAAAGCAAUCGACCCGAACAAGACCUGCUUUAUCUCCAAGAAAAAAACGCUCCUGACGCAUCAAGUAGUAGAUCAAAUUCAACAAGCCAAAGUAGAACGAUAACUGACGACGAACAAGCUAUUGACGCAUUCCACCAGAUCCUGAACGAUGCAGAAGCCUUGCAAAACGAGCCAGGAGACGUCAUUUCCCCUGUAGACAUGUUGGAAAAAGGCAGUUUGAAUUAAGGUCAGCUUUUAUCCAUCUUUCUCGACAUCUUGAUCCUCUUUUGCCUUGUAAUUGUAUUAUUCCUAUGAAAUGAUUUUUAUGAUAAAAGGGUAGAGUAGUAUUUACAGGGGCCGAGAUGAGCAGGGGGCCGAGAUGCAAGCUAGCAGACUCUAAUUGAAACGGGUGGCAGCAACACUGCAAGUCGCCACAACGAUGUUCCGCAAUAACGACACCUCAACCUGGCAACCGCUUGUAGAGAUGGCCGAAACGGAAUUUCAGGCGAUAAAUAACGUGGCCGCAGAUGUUGACCACGCAGAAGAUCAUGAGCAUGAGCCGUUUGACUCGAAUGGAGGGACUGGUGCAUCUCCUCGUCCAGCAACACCUCUCCCUCCAAGGAGAACCCUUGCUUCUGCUCUUGAGCAGUACUUCCUCAUAGCUAUCUAUGGUGCGUUGGACAAGCUGUGGACUCUUUUUGAUGGUCCUAGCAGGUGGCGGACAGUCGAUUACCAGCGGAGUGAAGUUUGGUCAAUGCUUUUUCGAGCAGCGGAGAGACUACAAGAGAUGACGGGCAAUCCAGAGGAUAAACCAGAAAGAAUUAAGGCUCAGCUUUCAAUGGUCAUUGGGGUUGGUCACUGAGAUCGAAGAGGCGACCCCUUGAGAGAACAGGGGAAAACUAAGGGAAAGGGGAGAGCUUUGAAGGGGGUCCCUUCCGUUCAGAGUCAGUGGCCCUUGAAUGCUGAGCUUUAAUAGAACUUUUCAUAUCGCAAAAGUUUUUGAAGAUCCAGAUCCUGAGAUAGGUAGGGCAGUACUAGAGACGAGUAAAAAUGGUGCUCUUGUUCAUGAUUCCAAGAGGAACGCACCAGCAAAAAUUCCUCCAACUUCUUCAACAAGCGUAGUUGUAAAAGAGAUGAAGAAGACAAACGAGAGCAUUCCCAGUUAUGCCGUGCCUUUUCUGCAUUUCCGUGACGACACGAUGCUGUAUGCAGACGCUGCAGGAUGCAAGCAUUUGAGCGGAAUCAUAGACGAGUUGAAGACUUUGGCGAUGGCGAAAGAAAAAGAGAAAGUAGACACGACAAGUACAAAAGAAAGACACGACAGGGUACCGUCAAUCCAUCCAGGCCUCAACAUUGAUUCCAAAUCCGGUCGAUUGAUCUCAACUACAUCUCCGCCUUCGUCUCCUGAUCACUUGGACGAUGAAGACAAGAAGAGCACCGCUUCUCGGGGUUUCGUGGUCUUAGACGUGGGCGCUGGCACCGCUCCUUGCGAAGAUGCUUGGAGACAACUAAAAGACGUUCCUGUUUUCUACUUGAAACAAGAUUUCGCCAUGUAUGACACUUCUGAAACAGCUGAGGACCGCGGAAAGAAGAUCCACGAAGAAGCAAGGCGACUGGGAUUGUCGCCAUUUGGCUUUGCAUCCAGCAUUCACAAUUCGAACAAGGGAUACGCUCAUUUGGACGUGGUCAGCGAUAUUGUCGAUAUUCCCUUACCCAGUGACAGCAUCGAUAUCAUCGUAUGUGAUCAGGUGUUGGAGCACUUGCCGGAACCAGUGUUAUGUUGAUUACACCUACUCGAAUAGAAGGAGGUGGUAAAAAGUACAAAACCAAUUGUAACUCAUGCUCAUCCAGAUCCUCAUUCUUAAACUCAAUAGUUCUCCUCAACAUCAACACUAACACAGACGCCGAUCUCCAUGACCAUGUACAACAACGACGAACUACUUACAGUUAGUACAACUUCUUCUUCCUCCUCGUCCUAUUCUAACCUUCGCGGCCAUGCGCGAAAUCCAUCGUCUUCUCAAACCUGGUGGCAAAUUCUUCCUUUCGCAUCCUUACGGCUCUUUCCUGCACAACCUGCCGUACCACUACAAUGGCGGCUUCACGCAUGCAUGGUUCGAACUCCAUCUGAAAGCGCCAGCUCCAAAGGGUCUAGGGUAUUCAGAAUUGUACUGGAAUUACAGAUACGAGAAGCAGGGUCAAGCGGCACAACGGGUCUUGAACGACGUAGACUGUCUCCAAGUUCAUUUGGACAACUUCGCGGAUAAGAGGAUAUACCGAGAACUGCUUUUGAGGGUAGUUCCGCAAUUUGUAGACUCUUUGCCGGGGCUUUGUCCGGGUGGAAGUGAACGCAAAGUACAAGCUGUACAUGUGGUUGCUGUUAAGUAGUGAGUAUCGCAUGUAGUUGCAAUUGCAUCUUUUGCAUUUGCAUGACGCUGGGUUCUUGUUUGAUUGUAUGCGCACACGACGAAACUAUAUAUGGCAAAAAACUUGUCGUACUCGUAC
Messenger RNA from Amoebophrya sp. A25, 3237 nucleotides. NCBI's taxonomy places the organism in Eukaryota, Dinophyceae, Syndiniales, Amoebophryaceae. The record is from the annotation of a GenBank genome assembly.